UUUGUGUGUGUGUGGUAUGUCAGAGGAUGAUACUCUACACAUAACUCUACAGAAGAGGGACAAAGGACAGACGUGGCCGUCUCCUAUACUGGGUGAGGGACAACUCGAUCCUUAUUCAGUGGAUGUUGAACAGAAGCGCCUUAUGCUUCAGAGAUUUCAAGAGGAGAACCCAGGAUUUGACUUCUCACAGGCUCAGUUUACAGGAAACUGCCCUGAUCCAAGGACAUUCAUGGGUGGUAUCAGAUCUGAUUGACAAACUUGUAUACCUGAAUCUGAAAUGAACAAUGAGAUUAACUCCUUGUCUUAACAAUUUAAUAAGUAGAAUGUUAAAUUAAACCUGCUUUUAAAUGCUUAGCUUAUCCCUCUAUCUAUGAAUGCGACUUUUGUAAUAUAUAUAUAUAUAUAUAUUUUAUGUACAUAGAUUGCGCAGUGCUUAUAGCCA
Messenger RNA from Camellia sinensis, 442 nucleotides. NCBI's taxonomy places the organism in Eukaryota, Viridiplantae, Streptophyta, Magnoliopsida, Ericales, Theaceae. The record is from RefSeq and is a predicted model, not a curated record.